Molecule: messenger RNA, 7675 nt
Organism: Melanotaenia boesemani (Boeseman's rainbowfish)
Lineage: Eukaryota; Metazoa; Chordata; Actinopteri; Atheriniformes; Melanotaeniidae
Gene: cacna1da
Product: calcium channel, voltage-dependent, L type, alpha 1D subunit, a
Exons: 36
Coding region: 111-4721 (1536 amino acids)
Biological process (GO): calcium ion import across plasma membrane
Cellular component (GO): membrane; voltage-gated calcium channel complex
Molecular function (GO): high voltage-gated calcium channel activity
Source: RefSeq, a predicted model, not a curated record
UGUUUCUCAACACUCUCACCAUUUCAUCAGAACAUUAUAACCAACCUUUGUGGCUCACCCAAGUGCAGGAUGUGGCCAACAAGGUGCUGCUAGCCCUGUUCACAUGUGAAAUGUUGGUGAAGAUGUACAGUCUAGGGCUACAGGCCUAUUUUGUUUCCCUGUUCAACCGCUUUGAUUGCUUCGUGGUGUGCGGAGGAAUCACUGAGACCAUUCUGGUUGAGCUGGAAAUAAUGUCUCCUCUCGGGAUUUCCGUGUUUCGCUGCGUCCGCCUGCUGAGAAUCUUCAAGGUCACACGACACUGGCAGUCUCUGAGUAACCUGGUAGCAUCUCUGCUCAACUCCAUGAAGUCCAUUGCUUCCUUGCUGCUGCUGCUCUUCCUCUUCAUCAUCAUUUUCUCACUGCUGGGCAUGCAAGUGUUUGGUGGAAAAUUCAACUUUGACGAAACCCAGACAAAGAGGAGUACCUUUGACAACUUCCCCCAAGCCCUUCUCACUGUCUUUCAAAUCCUGACUGGAGAAGACUGGAAUGCCGUGAUGUAUGAUGGGAUCAUGGCAUACGGGGGCCCCUCCUCUUCUGGCAUGGUUGUGUGUUUUUACUUCAUCAUCCUCUUCAUUUGUGGAAACUAUAUCCUCCUGAAUGUCUUCUUGGCUAUUGCUGUGGACAACUUAGCAGAUGCAGAGUCUCUCAACACAGAUGAAGGAGACAAAAAAGGAGACAAAAAGGACGAUGAAAAGGAUGAGAAGGAUGAGGAGGAGGACAUCGAUGACAACGCAGGGGAAGAGGAAGACCCAGAGGUUCCAUCUGGGCCUCGGCCGGCCAUUUCUGAACUGGUAAAGAAAGAGAAGAUCACUCCUAUCCCUGAAGGAAGUGCCUUCUUCAUCUUCAGCACCACAAACCCGGUCCGUGUGUUUUGCCACCAACUCAUCAAUCAUCACAUAUUCACCAACCUCAUCCUGGUGUUCAUCAUGCUCAGCUCUGUCUCACUUGCUGCUGAGGAUCCUAUCAGAAACUUCUCAGCCCGCAACAUUGUCCUAGGCUAUGCAGAUUAUGUCUUCACUAGUAUGUUUACAUUUGAGAUCAUAUUGAAGAUGACAACGUAUGGAGCUUUUCUCCAUAAAGGAGCAUUCUGCAGGAAUUACUUUAAUCUCCUGGAUCUGUUGGUGGUGGGAGUUUCUCUUGUCUCCUUUGGCAUUCAGUCCUCGGCCAUCUCUGUCGUAAAGAUUCUUCGAGUCCUUCGAGUGCUUCGACCCCUGAGGGCCAUAAAUAGGGCCAAAGGCUUAAAGCACGUUGUGCAGUGUGUGUUCGUGGCAAUCAGAACAAUUGGUAACAUCAUGAUCGUCACCACUCUGCUUCAGUUCAUGUUUGCCUGUAUAGGGGUGCAGCUAUUCAAGGGAAAAUUCUACCGCUGCACAGAUGAGGCCAAGUCCAGCCCAGAAGAGUGCAAGGGCACCUACAUUGUGUAUAAGGAUGGAGACGUGAACCAGCCAACCAUCCACAGGCGGGUGUGGCACAACAGUGACUUCAAUUUUGACAACGUCCUUAUGGCGAUGAUGGCUCUGUUCACUGUGUCCACUUUUGAAGGCUGGCCUGCGUUAUUAUACAAAGCCAUUGACUCCAACAGAGAGAACCUCGGCCCCAUUUACAACUACCGUGUGGAAAUUUCCAUCUUCUUUAUCAUCUACAUCAUCAUCAUUGCUUUCUUUAUGAUGAACAUAUUUGUAGGUUUUGUGAUCGUCACAUUUCAGGAGCAGGGAGAGAAAGAAUACAAAAACUGUGAAUUAGACAAGAACCAGCGUCAGUGUGUGGAGUAUGCUCUUAAGGCACAUCCUUUGAGGAGGUACAUUCCUAAGAACCCAUACCAGUACAAGUUUUGGUAUGUGGUGAACUCCACUGGCUUUGAGUACAUCAUGUUUGUGCUCAUUAUGCUAAACACACUCUGCUUGGCUGUACAGCACUACAGCCAAUCAGCGCUUUUUAGCUAUGUAAUGGACAUUCUCAAUAUGGUUUUCACUGCUGUAUUCACUGUGGAAAUGUUUCUCAAACUCAUCGCUUUCAAACCCAGGCACUAUUUUGCUGAUGCUUGGAACACAUUUGAUGCCUUAAUUGUUGUUGGUAGCGUCGUCGAUAUUGCUAUCACUGAAGUUAAUCCAACGGAGACUCCUCAGGUGGAUGAAUUGGGGAACACAGAGGACAGUGCUCGCAUCUCCAUCACCUUCUUUCGUCUGUUUCGAGUCAUGAGGCUGGUCAAACUUCUUAGCAGAGGGGAGGGCAUCCGCACCCUUCUGUGGACUUUCAUCAAAUCCUUCCAGGCCCUGCCGUACGUUGCGCUCCUGAUAGCCAUGUUGUUCUUCAUCUACGCAGUCAUCGGGAUGCAGGUGUUUGGAAAGAUUGCCAUGGUGGACGGCACGCAGAUUAACAGAAACAACAACUUCCAGACUUUCCCUCAGGCCGUGCUCCUCCUCUUCAGAUGUGCAACUGGUGAAGCAUGGCAAGAGAUUAUGUUGGCCUGCAUGCCAGGGAAACUUUGUGACCCAGAGUCAGACUACAACCCAGGGGAGGAGAUGACGUGUGGCAGUGGAUUUGCUAUUAUUUAUUUCAUUACCUUCUACAUGCUCUGUGCUUUCUUGAUCAUCAAUUUGUUUGUAGCUGUCAUUAUGGACAACUUUGAUUAUCUGACACGUGAUUGGUCCAUUCUUGGCCCUCACCACCUUGAUGAAUUCAAGAGAAUUUGGUCUGAGUAUGAUCCCGAGGCAAAAGGCAGAAUUAAACAUCUGGAUGUUGUGACCCUUCUUCGUCGUAUCCAGCCUCCUCUUGGAUUUGGCAAACUGUGUCCUCACAGAGUGGCUUGCAAGAGGCUGGUAGCCAUGAACAUGCCUCUGAACAGCGAUGGCACCGUAAUGUUUAAUGCCACCUUGUUUGCUCUGGUGCGGACAGCCCUGAAAAUCAAAACAGAAGGUAAUCUAGAGCAGGCCAACGAAGAACUGCGGGCUGUCAUCAAGAAAAUCUGGAAGAGAACCAGCAUGAAGUUGCUGGAUCAAGUAGUGCCUCCUGCUGGUGAUGAUGAGGUAACCGUGGGGAAGUUUUAUGCCACCUUCCUGAUACAGGACUACUUUAGGAAAUUCAAGAAACGUAAAGAGGAAGGCCUGGUGGGUGCACACCCUUCCCAGAACAACACAGCCAUUGCCUUACAGGCUGGCCUUCGCACGCUACAUGAUAUUGGGCCCGAAAUUCGCCGAGCGAUAUCAUGUGAUCUGCAGGAUGACGAACUAGUAGACUUUAUUCCAGAGGAAGACGAGGAAAUUUAUAGGCGUAACGGCGGGCUGUUUGGUAACCACCUCAUGAACGGUGGUCACCGGCGAUCCAACGGGCAUCAAACCAAUGCCACUCAGCGACCUCUGCAGGUGCAGCCUCCGCCUCACUACGCUCACAUGGAGCAGCCGGUGGGGCGCCUAUCUCGAGCCAACGCGAUGUCCCAUCCCAACCACCAUCAUCACCACCACCACCACCACCACCGCCACCACAACUCCUAUGGCAAGUCUCCCAAAUCCACCAACAUCAACCUCAACAAUGCCAAUGUGUCCAGCCUGCCCAAUGGAGGACACCAUCGCUACUACGAACAUGCUCCUCCUAAUGGAUACCCAGGUCUACGCAGCUCCUAUUGUGACUACGACAAGCCGCGGACACCACAGGGUCAAAGGCGCUACUAUGAGACCUAUGUUAGGUCCCACAGAGGGGACGGCCACCACCCCACCAUCCGCAGAGAGGAGGAGUUUGAUGAAGACCGCUUCUCUGGGGAAUAUUACAGCGGGGAAGAGUUUUAUGAAGAUGAUAGCAUGCUGUCAGGAGACAGGUAUCAGAACAGUGAUACGGAGUAUGAAACUCCUAAAGGUUACCAUCAUCCCGACAGUUAUUAUGAUGACGACGAGCAGCCUCUCUACCGUGACUCCCGGAGGUCACCAAAGAGAAGGCUGCUUCCGGCAACACCUCAAGGUAACAGAAGGCCGUCUUUCAACUUUGAGUGUUUGCGCAGACAAAGUAGCCAGGAUGAGCUUCCACAUCAGCGUACUGCUCUACCGCUGCACCUUAUGCAGCAUCAGGUUAUGGCUGUAGCAGGCCUGGACUCCAGCAGAGCCCACCGCCUCUCCCCGACCCGCUCCACCCGCUCCUGGGCCACACCUCCUGCCACCCCAGCCAGCAAAGACCAGUCACCAUACUACACCCCUCUCAUCCGUGUGGACCGCCCCCACAGAGAGAGUGUAGUAGGCAGCCAAGUGUCUGUGCGCAAGAGCUCCUGGUAUACAGAUGAUCCAGAGUUCUCCCAGAGGCCGUACUCACCAGUUCACCUGCAGGUGCCACCUGAGUACCACAACCAGUACCACCAGAAGAGAGGCAGUGCAACCAGCCUUGUAGAAGCAGUCUUGAUAUCAGAGGGGCUUGGAAGAUACGCCAAGGAUCCUAAGUUUGUUGCUGCCACAAAGCAUGAGAUAGCAGAUGCAUGUGAGAUGACAAUAGACGAGAUGGAGAGUGCAGCGAGCCACCUACUGAAUGGAGGGAUGGCCCCAGGAAUUAACGGGGUCAAUGUGUUUCCCCUUCUAACUCCGCGGGACUAUGAACUGCAGGACACCGGGGCCAGCUACAGUGACGAGGAGCCAGAGACAGAACCCAGGGCUCCUUACGAGGAGGACCUGGCAGACGAGAUGAUCUGCAUAACGACUUUAUAGCAGUGGCUGGAGACAAAUACAGAUCAGAACCUUGAUAGACUACAGUUGAGAAAAUUUAAAAAAGAAAUGCAUCCGUUGGCUCUGACCAAAAGAAGUGCCUUUUACACAGAAAGGAAAGGCAUAUAGAAGAAAGACACACAGUAGUAGUCCCGUCUUUAAAUUGUUCUCCACCUGCCAGCAAAGGAGGUCACAGCACAGAGCUAGCUAACAUCCCUGCUGAACACAGAGAGACUGACUUUGCCCUCCUCCAAAGGUCCUUACCUUGAGGUGACAUACAGGUACAGCCUGCUGCCAAUCAGAGGCGAGGACAUUGAUGCCAGUGAAAGUGAAGGACCAGCUGGCAAAGGUGUGAGAUACUCUACAGGAUGGGUUUCUAAGGGUGAUGACAAUCAGAUUUAUGAUGUCAUUACCUCAGUCACUUUAUUAAGGUUUGGCAUAUCAUGCAAGUUUUCAAUGCAAGCAUAGAGAGGCAUAUAUUGUUGUGUAGUUGUUAGAACAACUUGUUCCCUUCUUGUUUAAGCAGAUUGUUUAAAGAUUGCUAAAGCUGAGUGAAAAUGUCAGGGGCACCAAUAGAGUCGUACCAGAUUAUGCAGGAACUAUCUGUCCUACUUAUAGCAUCAUUCAACUUGAGAUGUGUACUUUUGAAGCAACAAAAGCAUUUGUGACAAAUGCACUAGCAGACAGGUUAUUUUAAAAUUUUAGAAUAGCCUGAUUAAUAUUUCCUAGUUGAUAUGCUGUAAAUUGUAUUAUAUAACAAGAGAAACUUUGUAAAGAGAUCUUAUAUAUUUUGUAAUUAUGUAUAAUUUAAAAAUCAGCAAUAUGAAUCCAUGUGACUUCUGUUAUACUAUAAAAGCAGACUUGCAUUAUUUUAUAAGGCACACUGCUGUGAUAUUCAUUUGCCUUUUAUGUUUAGCUAAUAUGCACUUUUUGUUUAACCUAUGAAAACAACAUUUUUAGAGGUUCUGCUUUUGUGACACAUCUGCACAAGAUAUGCAAUUGACUAAUUUCUUAGCAUGGUGUGCACGUGUUAGUGCAUGACACCAACGCCUCUUGCAUAAGGUUGAAACUAAGCUUCUUUAGCAGGCAAACCUCAAGCAUCCAGUGCUUAAACUUUAUACAGAUCUGAUUAACACCUUAGUUUGCAUAUUUUGUGCAGAACAUGCACAGGCAUUUUAAAUGCAUCAUGCAUUAACACUGCUGCUUUUUUUUUCUGAGUUUUACCUAGGUUUCAUCAGCCCCUUCUGAAAUGCCUUUUUUCUGCUGAAAGAACUAAAAGUGAUAGAUGGGAGUAACAGGGAUGAAAUGAUAUUUCUCAAUGAUAAGUUUUUUCAGGAUUUUAGUGACAUACUCUAUCGAUUAUGCCGUUUCAUUAAACCUGUGCAUUUCGCAGUCACAUCCUAGCCUUCAUGUAGUGUGAAGGCUCAGAACUUGCGGUUGCAGGAGACAUACACAGACCCAAAUGUCUAAAACAGUCCAAGUUGUACUUUUGGUGGAAGGACAGAGAGUGCUCUGGUGUCAGGAUUCUUGAGAGAGGCAAAGCAAUACUAACCCCCUGCCCCUUUCUCUCUCAACCUGCCUGGUUCUUGCAUACAGUAUACCUCGUUAGGCAACAGUGACAACAUAUCAUUGUCUCAACCUAUCUCUUUACACAGUGUGGAGUCUGUGAAAGGGAUUAUGUAGGGUUAAGCCUGGAAUAUGUGUUUUUUUUUUGUUUGUUUUGUUUGUUUUUUUUCUGCUAAUAGCUUGAGGUGAAAAAAAAACCCUGGAUUUUUAAAAAUGGAGCAAUUGAAAUCAACAAAAUAACGAAAAACCCUUUUGUUUUUCUCAGUUUUCAUUCAUUUAGCCAACACGUAAGGAUACUGGACUUAUUAAACUGAAGUGAGCUUUUUCAGGCAUCGUUACAGCAAGUUAAAAUGACCACAAAGUAUAUUUAAGAUUAUUGUGAUCUGUUGUUCAUGAGUGUUCGAUUUGUAGGUGAGAGCGUCAUGUACUUUAAUUCAACCGAAUACUGUCAUGAAAAUGUAGGUUUUCCAUUUUGUGUGCACAUUGAAAGGGCUCUUUGAAUUGUUUGUGAGUUUAAAAAAAAUGUGUUGUAGUCCUUUUGUUGAUGACUGUCAUAUAAAAGGACAAAUGCACAUAAAAGGCACAUUGUACUAUUCGUAGCAAUUACAGUACUGAUGAACUGAAGAUAUGCAUCAUUUUGUAAACACUUUUAAAAGUUAUGUUUAACUAAAGAUUAAAGACCUUACUUUUACCUCAUGUCAGGGAUUCCUGAAAAAAAGAAAGAGAAAAUGAUUUGGUUCAGUCUAUACCAAUGGUAUUUAAAUAUUAGCACAUAGCUGUUUGUCUUUGCACAAGUAAAUGUAUAGUGCUUUUGUUUCUCCUUUUUCUAAACAGAUUUGUGUAUUAAGGUGAGACAAUUUUGUACUUUUUGUGACUGUGCGUAUGGUUUAGUGAAAUCUAUAUCUGUCAUUUACACCUCACCUUUCAAUGCUGGGAAUGAAAGGGUAUAAAAAAAAUUUCAAGGUGCACUGUUCCUCUGUUUCGCAGGUUAGGGGAAAAAAAUAAAUGGUUAAGUACCAGUUUACAGAGAAACAUAUUAAUUCAGAUGUUUCUAUUAGUUUUCUUCAUCUUAUUAUUAUUACUAUAACAACUAUUAAUGUUCAGAAAGCUGUAUUAAAAUAGAAGAUAAUGUAAAAUAUGUACAAAUGUAUGGGAAGACCCAUGGUAAUGUUUCUCUACUUGAAAGUUAUGAUAUUUGCUCCUUAAUGUUUUUAUUCAGUAAACAAUUUCUCUUAGUAGCAAAUGCUUUAAUAUAUAUAUAACCCUCUAGAUUUUGUAUCAAUCCAUUUUUUGUAUUUUUCAUUUUAUUUUGGCCUUGACUUUUAUUUAAAUCAAUACAGAUUUUUUUUGUUUUUCUAUCAAUCAUCACUGAAUAAACUUAUGCUGAAUAA